This is a messenger RNA of Letharia columbiana, 2439 nucleotides long. RefSeq lists its product as uncharacterized. Gene Ontology annotation, molecular function: hydrolase activity, acting on acid anhydrides; DNA translocase activity; ATP binding. The transcript has a single exon. The record is from RefSeq and is a predicted model, not a curated record. NCBI's taxonomy places the organism in Eukaryota, Fungi, Ascomycota, Lecanoromycetes, Lecanorales, Parmeliaceae. Bases 1 to 2439 code for a protein of 812 amino acids. Gene Ontology annotation, cellular component: nucleus. Gene Ontology annotation, biological process: double-strand break repair via synthesis-dependent strand annealing; reciprocal meiotic recombination.
AUGCAUCGACCCAAGCUCUUAGAUCCCUCAACCGACAAGGAGAACACUCCCGUAUCCCAGAAAGCCUCGAGACUCUAUGGCGGCGGACCGCAGUCCAUAGACCGCCUCAUCAAGCCUUUCAGAUGCCCCGGUAGUGCCACACCAACUCGUGCGUCAGAAAAACCGGCCAGGAAGAAGAGAAAAGUCAGCUACGCGGAUGCAGAUGGCACUGUUGAGGAUGGAGGAAAGCCUUACACAAACGAAGACCGCCUCGCAUUGGCGAACAGAGAUGUCAACAAGUUCCCAGUGUUCAAAGUGAAGGACAAGGGUACGCUGUUUCGUCAACGGUUUGCAGUGCCAUUGAUCAAUAAGGAUGCUGGAGGCUACAAUUCAUAUCGCCCAGCGCCUACAUUGGGAAUGCGGAAGGGAGCAGUGUUUUUGGCCAAACCACUGCAUGAUCCUAGCGGAGAGUUCGCCAUUGUGCUAUUCGAUCCUACAAUCGAUGACAAGCCUACCACGGUUGAAGAGGAGGUAAGACAAAGUCAGGAAGAAAACAUCCCGAAGCUGGAUGUCCCAAUCAUGCACAGGAGCUUGGCCGAUAUACUGGGAUUGAAGAAGGAGGUUGAAGAACACCCAAAGGUCCCUGUGGUCAUUGAUCCAAGGCUAGCGAAAGUUCUGAGGCCCCAUCAGGUGGAGGGGGUCAAGUUCCUCUACCGAUGCGUUACUGGGCUCAUAGAUACAAAGGCGAAUGGCUGUAUUAUGGCAGACGAGAUGGGCUUGGGAAAGACACUACAAUGCAUUGCGUUGAUGUGGACCCUACUGAAGCAAUCACCAGAGCCUGGCAAGUCUACGAUUCAAAAGUGCGUCAUAGCAUGCCCUUCAAGUCUUGUACGCAAUUGGGCGAACGAGCUUAUCAAAUGGCUUGGGAAAGACGCCGUGACACCGUUUGCGGUAGAUGGGAAGGCCUCCAAAGACGAGCUUACCACGCAGCUUAGGCAGUGGUCGGUUGCCAGUGGUCGAGCCGUGGUGCGUCCUGUACUCAUCGUGUCUUAUGAGACGCUGCGACUGAAUGUGGGCGAGUUGAGCAAUACGCCAAUCGGACUUCUGCUCUGCGACGAAGGACAUCGUCUGAAGAACGGAGAGUCUCAGACUUUCGAAGCACUGAACGGACUCAACGUUUCGCGACGAGUCAUUCUUUCUGGAACACCGAUUCAAAAUGAUCUAUCAGAGUAUUUCUCCUUGCUGAACUUUGCCAACCCAAGUCUACUUGGCACGCGUAUGGAGUUUCGCAAGCAGUACGAACUGCCUAUCCUCCGAGGCCGUGAUGCUGCAGGGACAGACGCAGACCAAAAGAAGGGUAAUGAACGUCUGGCGGAGCUAUUGGCACUUGUCAACAAGUUCAUCAUUCGGCGAACAAAUGACAUUCUCUCCAAGUACCUACCCGUCAAGUACGAACAUGUCGUCUUCUGCAACCUCGCGCCCUUUCAGCUGGAUCUGUACAACCAUUUCAUCCAAAGCCCGGACAUUAAGAGCCUUCUGAGAGGAAAAGGCAGUCAGCCGCUGAAGGCAAUCGGCAUGCUCAAAAAGCUAUGCAAUCAUCCAGACCUGCUCAACUUACCCGACGAUCUUCCUGGCUGCGAACAGUAUUUCCCAGAUGACUACGUCCCCAAAGACGCAAGAGGCAGAGACCGAGACAUCAAGUCGUGGUACUCUGGUAAGAUGCAAGUCCUCGAUCGCAUGCUUGCCCGGAUAAGGCAAGACACCAAUGAUAAGAUCGUCCUCAUUAGCAAUUACACCCAGACCCUUGACAUCUUCGACAAGCUCUGCCGCUCUCGCAACUAUGGAGUUCUUCGCCUCGAUGGCACCAUGAACGUCAGCAAGCGGCAGAAGCUUGUCGAUAAAUUCAAUGACCCGGAAGGCGAGGAAUUCGUCUUCCUGCUCAGCAGCAAGGCCGGUGGUUGUGGUCUCAAUCUUAUCGGCGCCAAUCGACUCGUCCUCUUCGAUCCGGACUGGAAUCCGGCAGCUGACCAGCAAGCACUGGCUCGUGUCUGGCGUGAUGGCCAGAAGAAGGAUUGUUUCGUUUACCGCUUCAUAGCUACAGGUACCAUCGAAGAGAAGAUCUUCCAGCGCCAAUCUCACAAGCAAUCUCUAUCCUCCUGCGUCGUCGACUCCGCCGAGGACGUCGAGAGGCAUUUCACCCUCGACUCCCUGCGCGAACUGUUCCAGUACAAGCCAGGCACUACAAGCGAUACGCACGACAGUUUCAAGUGCAAGCGAUGCAAGCCUGAUGGCAAACAGCACCUCAAAGCCCCGGCAAUGCUGUACGGAGACACGAGCAGUUGGAAUCACUUUGUCAACGAUGGGGAGGCAGGACCGCUGGCGAAGAUCCAGGACUUGCUGCUGAGGCAGGAAACAGCGGACAAGGCUGUCAGUGCUGUGUUCCAAUACAUCAGUCACUGA